This is a messenger RNA of Carassius auratus (goldfish), 6378 nucleotides long. RefSeq names its product sterile alpha motif domain-containing protein 9-like. The coding region runs from base 1159 to 4179 and encodes 1006 amino acids. The transcript has 4 exons. The record is from RefSeq and is a predicted model, not a curated record. Lineage: Eukaryota; Metazoa; Chordata; Actinopteri; Cypriniformes; Cyprinidae. Gene Ontology annotation, cellular component: cytoplasm.
CACUGAAUUACAUGCAUUUUACAGCAUAGGAAAGUGUAAGAAAUGGGGCUGAUUUUAAAAGGUUUCUGAAGUACUGUAAAAUAAAUUUAAUGGUAACUAAAGUAAGUGAAUCUAGUCUUAAGACAAAUUUGAUACCAAUGAUCUAAAAUGUAAAGACAAUGCUUUGUCAAAGAGAUGUAGAGGCAGUCUCGUUGCCAUUUCUGCUGCUUAUGGCCAUUUUCUGAGGAAAUAGGGGUUUGCAUGUGUCAGAAAAAGUUUUUCUCAAGAUGCUUUAUUUUUACAACGAACGUUCAGCUCUAUUGUCAUGUUUGGGCAGAUAAUACUCAGAAAUAUGACUUUGUGAAUCACAAUAUGAAACAUAAGAAAAUGUCAAACAACAUAAUUAUUAACAUAACAAUUUGUUUUAUAUUUGAUUAACCAAUGAAAAUAGAUUAGUUACAAAGAUCUUUUCAGUGAACUUUGCUGUUUUACUAAAUAUAUUUUUUUUUUAAAUAUUUUAGUGUCAGCACCGCCUGCUUUUGUACAGCUUCAAGAAUUCAGACAGACUCAAACUUGUAUCUGAACAUUUAUUUUUGCCUCAGGGUAAUAGCAGAAAACAGUUAAUAAUUUAUCUGAACUCAGAAAGUGUACAAGCUUGUAAUAUACUUUGACUUUUUUUAACAAUAAAUACAGCUGUGUUAGAAUUUUGCAGUUCUUUACCCAAAUAGUACAAAUGUGCACAACACAGACAUACACGCAUCCUGCUCAUAUCAGAAACUGCAGUCUGUAACUUUUGGCACUCUAAAAACAGAACUGCGUGCAUCUUGCGGAAGAACAUUGUAGCAAGAGCUACUUCUCUCUGUUUAUGUCAAUGGCGAAUCACGCAGAUACUGGGCUAUUCUGUAGUGGUUCCACCAGUACCAGUCUAAAUAGCACGGAUAUAUACACUUAUUAUAGGUGUACCUUAUUUACAUUCAAUAAUCACUCCGCUCUUCUCACAUACCCUGCCACCGAGGGGCCGCAGCCUACAGUUUGGGAAGCACUGGUCAACACACUGAAUUACAUGCAUUUUACAGCAAAGGAAAUGGUGGAACUGAAAUGUUACAAAACCCAUAAACCCAAGACAUAUAAAUUCUGUUCCUUGAUUCUCUUGUAAUCAGAAGAGUGUCUGGUUCCAUUAUGAACACCUCAAGACUUUCUGAGAAAAAUGAAGGCAAGACAGCUUCUGAACGUCCAGUAGACAUCAGUGACUGGAACAGAGACCAUGUGAGACAAUGGAUGCUCGAGAUACAAAUGGAUGAAGGACAUGCAGACAUUUUGUACAAUCAGGGACUGAAUGGGGCUGGUCUUCUCCACUUGAAGGAGGCUAAUCGUUUAAUGCAAAACCUACCAUCAAAUGCAAAAGAACUGAUUUUUCAAAACAUAGACCUUUUGAAAGACAAGACUGAAAAGUUGAAUGACAUGGUGGCUCAGUUGUGUAGCUUAAAGCCUUACCCUUUCAAUAGAUAUGAUGCUUCUUACAGGUACACAGAAAACAGCAUUCUAGAUGUAACUGAAACUGGUCCUAAAGACCUCAUACACCCGUGCCAUGAAUUCAAAGGCUUCACAGACACACCAGGGGAGCACAGAAUGGAGAAAUACACCUUUGAAGUCAUUCGUUUCGCAGCAGCUUGUAUGAAUAGUCGCUCAAAUGGCACCAUUCAUUUCGGAGUGGCAGAUGCCCCACAUGGACGAAUUCUGGGUGUUAGCAUCCCGAAAACAGAUGAUUUCGGUGUACAGCAGAAACAUGCAAUUGAAAGACAUUUCAAAGAAAAGAAUGUUCAAAUAGGAGAAGGAGCCAAGGAUGUUCACAUUGCAGAGAGUGAACAAAAUGUUCAAAUGGCAAAAAGGUGUAUCAAACCCCCUCGAUUUGUUGAAGUUCUCAAAGCUGACAUGACUUUCUCAGGAAAAUAUGUUAUUGAGGUAGACAUUGAGCCAUCCUCCAUUGUCUGUCAAGACUUCUAUUUUAAGACUUUUGAUGUGGUCAUAAAUGAAGAUGCUAAAAAUAAGAAAGGUGGCGAGUCUUUUUUUAUAAGAGACGGCAAUAGCAGCAAGCUGGUGGAGUAUGACAAAUAUAUUGAGAACAAUGCACAGUUGUUCGAGGAGAGGAAGGAUGCGGAAGAAAAGCAUCGCUCUGUUGUCAAAAUCCAUGCACAUGGCUCUGCCUUGAGUGAGAUGAUAACGGGAGGGACACAUUCUAUGAACAGCCCACGUUUUACGUCGUACAUUGUGGUGGCUAACAAGUCUCAUCCUGUUCAGCACGAAAACCUGGAUUUCCUUCUCGGUAUGAAUCUAAUGGCCGUUUUGGAUUUUGAUCCACAAUCUGCUGAGAAUGGCUUGAACAAGCUUCUCAAAGAGAAGAGAAUGUUCAAUGAACAUUUACCCGUUCAGUAUAAAGAUACGGGUGCAGUUGUAGACAUCGCAAGCAGCUUAGAGCUGACUAAAAUCACAAGCUGGGUUUUCUGUAACGGAGGCAUUAAUGGGGAAGCUCCCUCAGACGCGGAUAAAUGGGAAAAAGAGAAAAGUUCCUCUGUGCGUGAUGUAGUUUCUUUCCUGUGCCGAAACAUCCUGCCUCGCAAGAAAAUUCUUGUCAUAUUCUUGUUGUUUAGUCAGGUGAGCGAAGCCAGCGACCCCUUGUUUCAGACCUUCGAAAUGUUUCAGAAGGAGCUUAUGGGACAAAACCAAAUCUUAUGCAUCAGUGACAAUGAAACAUCGUACACCUACUGGAAUGAUCUCAUCAACCAGCAACAUAAAUGUGACAUUUCAAAACGCAUUUAUGAGCUAAGUUUGGCUGAAAUCAAUGGUACCAUCCUCAGUCUGUGGUCAGAUAUGCGCAAACUAAUACGGUUUCAGCCUAGUUGUGGUGGCAGUAAGGUUGCGCUAUUCAAGAAAACCGAGGAAUUCUUACAUAUGCUCAGUAUUCUUUGUGUGAACCAAUGUGAUGGAGGACAUCAUGACAAACAGCUUCACGAGGAGAACUUUGAUAAAGGAGGGAAGGCGUCCUGGUGGAACUUCUACUACUCAGAACAGCCUGGGUCAGCAUCAGUCGUCAAACGUGACAAGUUAGACUACAUUGUAAACACUAUAAUUCCAAACAUGUUGAAUCAGAAGAGAGCUUGUGUGUUUUUCAACAUCUUCCACGCUCAAGGCUGGGGUGGGACUACAUUAGCCAUGCAUGUUCUAUGGACACUCAAGGAGGAAUACCGCUGUGCAGUGCUGAAAGACACAACAGAUGAUUAUACUGCUGCAGCCAAACAGGUAGUGCAGCUACUAACAUACAAGACAAAAGAGCAACCUACACGACUUCCUGUUUUGGUCAUGACUGAUCACUUCCAAGACAUUCUCAAUGUACUAACACUCCAACAACAAAUUGAGGAGGAAUGUUUGGACCAGCACAUAUUUUCAAAAUCUCCACAAGUCAUCAUUGUCAACUGCAUGAGAGUUGAUUCAUGUGAACCAACUGAAGCAACUGCUGAUGCAGUUUACAUUCCACAGUAUUUAUCUGACAAUGAACUAAAGCUAUUUGGGGAAAAGAUGGAGGAGUUUAAGAAGACCAACAGAAACACUGAAACAUUUUACGUGUCCAUGAUUGUGAACAACUUUUCAUCUGACUAUAUUCAGCGUGUUGUGAAAAAUAUCCUGAAGGACUUCAACUUUCAACAUAAGAAUGCUCAACUUUUUGCUGUUCUUGUCCUCUUGCAUAUCUACUCCAAGAACGCUUUGCUGUCAGUCUCUACAUGUGAAGAGUUUCUUGGUCUGCAAACAGAAGCUGAAUUGCUCAGGGUUGAAGAUGCAUUUGAGAAGUUUUCUUCUCUUUUGAAAAGAUGCACAGUUUUUUCCAAAGUGACCUUUGAAGGGAUGCAGGUGAUACACUCAAUAAUAGCUCAACGUUGUUUGGAAGAGCUUUCUGCUUGUCAUGGAGUGACAAAAGCACAAAUUGCUAACCUUCUGCUCACAACUGCCUUAUUUUAUGAGAACACUCUGGAAAAACUAAAAUUCCUGCAGGAUGUUCAAGACAUGUUGCUGAAGAGUUCACCCAAGAAUGAAUUUUCACGUCUUAUCCAAGAUAUAAAGAAGGAGACUCCAGGGAUGGAAGAGACUGUUCUACUCAAUGCAGCAGAGUGCUUCAAGAGUAAAGCCAUGCACAGGCCACAAAUAUAGGCCCUAGCCCAGCCCUGGCCCAAGAUGUUCAGGCCCUAGUCCUUCAGCUUAUCAUAAUUACCCACCAGAGCCUGUUGUUUUUACCCCCUCUCCCAAAAUAGCUUACUACUGUUACAGCUAUUAAAAUAGUUCAGUUUUGUAUGUAAUGUCAAAGUGAUUAUAUUUUGUUUUUUUAUUAAGCUAAUUUAGAAAAAUGUUUGUUGCAUUUUUUUUGGUUCGUUAAAUGCAAGUUGUUUUUUAAAGUAACGGCCAAAGGCCAGCCUAUGUUUAAUAAAUUUAGCCUUCUCAAAUCAUCACGUCUGACCUAAAAUAAAACCUAUAGAUAUAAAACAGUACAAGCAUAUCGUAAUGUUGGUUUAAAUGUUUAACCUAUAUAAAUGUACGCUAUUAGACGCAUAUCUAAUUGUUUGUGUGGAGAGCUAAAUCGCUUUCAGGAUGCGUCGACGCAAUCACUGGCAUUGGAAACAACUUUAAAUAUGCCAUAAUUUUUGUAGGUAAUAGUAAUAUAUCACUUGCAACUGUAAAGGGUCUACUUUUAUUUUUGUGCAUUCACAAUAUCAACAAAAAAUUGUGCUUUUAUGAAAUAAAGGAUACAGGAUGGCUUUCUGGAAUUUUGGCCAGGAGCGCUUAACAACGAUGAACCGAAACUCAGCCAAUACUUGCCUCACAGAUUUGCUAAAUAUAUCUAUAGAAAGCUUUAAAUUGCUACUUUUAUUCAAAUAUAUCUUUAAAUGAUAAUGGUAAUUACUUUUGCUGGGGCUUUGCAGCUUGAUUUAGCUUAUUGUGGGUGUUUUUUGCACUGCACAUGGCCAAUUGACUCACUUUUCACAAAGCAUUGGGAACUUUUAUUAACUCCCUAUACUCCCAAAUUCUCCCUGAUGCUCUGAAUGUUCAACUGUCACCUGUAUGCUAAUUCGUUCGUAUAUCCAUUGCGUAGUUGAUGUAUAAUAUUUAUAAUAUAUUUAAUAUAACAAUAUUUCAUACAGUAGUGUGCCUUGCACAUAUAUGGGACCAACGGGAAAAACGGGACAUCUGGCUACCUUACCCCUACCAUUUUGGGUGCUGAAGCCAUUGUUUCAGAUCGCUAGUACGCCUUUUAUCAGUCUAUCCAUCCACCGGGGCUGCCAAACUGAGAAUAGAUAUGCAAACGGCCCUUAUCAGAUUGCAAUCCAAUGAUAGGGACGCACAUUUUGAAAGACAAUAACCUAUAGGAUGCAUUUUGAAUGUUCAAUAGUCCUCAAAUAACAUUAUUGUCCAGUCUCGUCUAGUUAACAAAACGUGGCAUAAAUUUUGUCAUAAUUUCGUCAUCAGAUAUUUUUUUUUAGCUUGUCAACAUCUCGUCUUAGUCACAUAAAAAAUGUUCGUUAACGGAUAUUUUUAGUCGUCGUCUUCGUUAACGAAAUUAACACUGGUUAAAACUGCAGCUACAGUUAUAAAAAUACUGCCAAAAAUACAAUUUAAGGCAUUUUUACUAACAGCUAUUAUAAAUAUAUUGCAGAUACAUAAGACCAUUCUUAUGGGGUCAAAAAUUACCAUUAAGGAUUUGUUAAGAGAACCCUGAACUCAAGAAAUAUUGUGAUGUAUUGCAGAUACAUGAGUGCAUUCUUCAACUAAAAGACUAAAUGAAGCAGUCAACUUAUAUAUUUUUUUUCUGCUGACAAAGACAACCAAAACAACCUGACAAAGUGCAAGGCUCCCAGUUACUUUCAGCAAUAUACUGGACAAGAAUAAGGACCUGUUUUCAGUCCAAUUUUCAGAAAUUAUAUCUUACUAUACAUUUUACAUACAUCUUAAUGCAUUCUAUAUACAUUGAUAUAUUCAUGGAAAUUUACACAUUUUUUAUAUAUUCUUUAUAUUUGAAUUACUUUUAUUGUUAAGAAGGAAGUUUCCAUAUUGAUUUUACAAAGGGGUUUACAUGUAUUUUUAAUUUUGGUUUGCAUUGAGCUGUGUUUAGGGUUGAAGGAAAUAACUGUAAAGUUUUUCUACAGAUUAUAUAUAUAUAUUUUCCUUAUAUUUUAAAUUUGUCAGUUGAUAAUUAUUGUUAUUGCUAUGUAACCAUAUUUCUUCAUUUAUGGUCUUCAAGGCCACAAGUCACUGUUAAGAAGUAGUAAAUUUCCUUUGCCUUGCUUAUGAUUAUCACACUUUUUUAAUAUAUUUCUGUUAAGACAAAUGUUAAUAAACUUAGAUUUGAUCACUUGC